Siniperca chuatsi (mandarin fish) is the source of this 6360-nucleotide messenger RNA. Its product is annotated as adenylate cyclase type 4-like. Gene Ontology annotation, cellular component: plasma membrane. Bases 952 to 4809 code for a protein of 1285 amino acids. Gene Ontology annotation, biological process: adenylate cyclase-inhibiting G protein-coupled receptor signaling pathway; intracellular signal transduction; cAMP biosynthetic process. Lineage: Eukaryota; Metazoa; Chordata; Actinopteri; Centrarchiformes; Sinipercidae. The record is from RefSeq and is a predicted model, not a curated record. The transcript has 26 exons. Gene Ontology annotation, molecular function: adenylate cyclase activity.
GCCUCGCGCUCCAACUUCACAGGCUCGUGCGCAGAACCAGACGGAGGCUUUUUUAACGUCUAGUUUUUGAGAAGAAAAGACUAUUUUAAAGCCAUAUUCUCGACUUUUUACCCGCGUUUAAAGGUUAAAAGUGUUUGUGAGUUCGCAACAUUAAAAGGUUGACGGAGGAAGUUGAGCGAUACAGACGUAGAGGGAAAUUAACCUUAUCGUGUGUAACGUUAUAAGCGAGAGAGCGACGAGACGUUAAUAUACAAUGAGCACAACUCUUCUUCCAUCCAAUAUGGAUCAGCACUCGUCAAAGAAGAUUAUGCUAUGGUUUAAGAUUCCUUAUCAGCAAACUCUGGGACCUUAACGGAUUAAUGUAACCUCAGAACGAACAUGUGUCACCAUCUCCAUUGUCAUAAUCUAUUUUGAUGAUCUCUUAAUAAUAAUAAUAUCUAUUUAUAUAGCACUUAUCAAAACAAAGUUACAAAGUGCUUCACAUAGCAAGCAAAGAACACAUAAAACAUAACAUAAAAACAAAUAAAACACAGCAGUAAUAGAAUAAAAAUAUUAAACAAACCAUAAUAAAUAAUAAAAAUUUGAAUCAGAUGAAAUCAGGGAAGGCUUAAAGGACAAAAGUACGUUUUAAGCUUAGAUUUAAAAGAAGCCACUGACUUUCAUCGGGCAGGGAGUUCUUAGGAGGAUAGCUGUAGGAGAGUAUUCAAAACAGAGGAGUUGCUACCAUAUUUAUUUGUUUUAAUUAAUUUAAUCUGACACACAGACAUAGGUGGAAGUUCUCCCUGUUGCACAGACAUAAACAACACCUGACAAGGAAAAGAUAAAGAUGUAAAUACUAUUCUAGUGUGUAUUUAUCAUGUAGACAAGUGGACAGAGAGACAGACAGACGGGAAAAGCAAAGUGAGCAAAGUCGAUAGACAGGCAAAAUCCCUCACACUCACACAGGUCACAAUGCCUAAUGAGUCACAAGGUUUUCAGGAAAAGGGGGGGCCUGGAGAAGAACCAUCACAGGUGUCUAUAGUGCCGGACAUUAUGGCUGUCUCCAGCAAUGGGGAGGGCAAUAUCCUGGAGCUUGACGACUUCAGCCAAGCAACAGACGGCGUAAAACAAUCCGAACAAAGAAGUGACACUAACAUUUCGCAAUCAGGACUCAGUUCCGUAGAGGUGGGUGUGGCGAAAACAGAGCAGGCCACUGAACCUCUCGAGGCAAAUUCUUUGUUGAGGGGAACAGGUGUGACCCCGCAGGCUACUGAUCACGAUACCCCGGUCAACUCAUCCUCGGAUAAGCUACAAACUGACAACAGUACUUCAUCGCAAACGAACGGCGGCAGUUCGUUAUCUGAGCUCGAUGGAAGCUCCUUUGAAAAGACGAGCCCUAUCUCUCCUGUGAAUUUCUCCAAACCCAGUUUAGACACUUCUCAUUCUAACAAAAACACCAAAAAUAGUCCAGACGAUGGCACAGGCGAUUCCAAAACAGACUUGAUUGUUAAACCAACAGCAGAAAACUCGCUCAGUGGCAGUUCGCCCGCAUUUCCUGACGUCUCAUCCGAAGUCUACCAGACAAGGGACAGCAUCGAUGUCAGGUGGGACGAGGAGGACAGAGACGAGGACAGGCGAAGCACCCAUUCCAGGCACAGUGUGAAAGAGGGAAUGUGUUGCUGCUAUCAGGCAUUCCACAGGGCUUUUCUGCAGUGCGUAGAGGAGACUCCAGCCAUGCUGUCUGGACUGGUGCUGUCUUUGGCCUUCUGUGUGGCCCUCAUCGUCGUCAUUCCCACCACAAGAACGUUUUCGCCCAUCUCUGCACAGAACAUCGGGGUCCAUGUAGGAGCUCUGUCGGUGUUGUGUGUGGUUCUCUGUCUGAGUGCCAUCCUCCUCGUCUGCCUGCCCUGGCUGGCCACGGUAAGGCGCUGUGGAGGAGCCCUGGCCCUCUUUGUCUGGGCGAUGCUGUACGUCACUGCCAUAGUCUUCAUCUUCACUGGAGGACCUGUCACUACAUGGGAACAGGUAGCGUUUUUCCUCUUCCUCUCUGUGAGUGUGUACACAGUGCUGCCUCUCUCUAUGGCCUGGGCCCUCAUGGUUGGGAUAGGGACCAGUGUUUCGCACAUCAUCAUCAUCAGUGUCUACGUCCCUGUCACAAGUCCAGAAACACCGGACCUGGCUGUGCAGCUAGUGGCGAAUGCAGUGCUGUUUGUGUGUGUGAACUGCAUUGGGAUUUUCCAUCUGUGGAUGGCUGAGCACGAUCUCAGGAUAUCCAAUCAGAAGAGAGAAGAGUUCAGCGCCAUACGCUCCCAGAAGGAAAUCAGGAAAUAUCAGCAGGAGCAGCUCCUCCUGUCGGUGUUGCCACGGUACAUCGCCAUGGAGCUGAAAACGGAGGUGAUAAAGAGGCUUUCUAAGCCCAAGAGCGAUGAGGGGAAUGAAUCCAACUUCAACAACUUUCACAGCCUCUAUAUACGGAAGCACAAAGACGUCAGCAUCCUGUAUGCAGACAUUGUAGGCUUCACAAAGCUGGCGAGUACCUGCUCACCAGAAGAGCUGGUCGCUGUGCUCAACAAGCUCUUUGGCAAAUUUGAUGACAUUGCCAAGAAGAAUGGGUGCCUUCGCAUUAAGAUCUUAGGUGACUGCUACUACUGUGUAUCUGGUCUACCUGACCCCAUUCCCGCACACGCCAGGAACUGUGUUCAGAUGGGGCUGGACAUGUGCACUGCCAUCAGUAAACUACGAGAGGCAACGGGGGUUGAGGUCAGCAUGCGGGUGGGUGUCCACACUGGCAACGUGCUCUGCGGUGUGAUUGGCUUGCAGAAGUGGCAGUAUGACGUGUGGUCACAUGACGUUACGUUAGCCAACCACAUGGAGUCUGGAGGUCUUCCUGGGCGAGUCCACAUCACAGAGGAGACACUGCAGCACUUGAACGGAGCGUAUCAAGUUGAGGAUGCGGACGGGGGGAGUCGGGAUUCUCUUCUUACAGGAAGAAAAACCUACCUGGUGAUUGACCCCCGCAAGCCAGACAGCUUUUCCAGGAGCUCUAAAUCGGCAAACACUCUUGCAUCAGGAGAGACCAGGCAGCGGGCAUCGGUCCGAAUGUCUCAGUACCUUCAGUCCUGGCAGACUAUCCACCCCUUCGCAGACCUAAGCAACCCUGAUGCCAAGUCCUCCAAGAAGGCAAUCAUCCCCACCAAUGCUGUCACAAACCAAUCACAGCUGUCUGCAGAAAGACAACCUUGCCAGAACAACCCCUCCUGUUUGGUUGUGGAUAAUGGUGUUAGGGGAUCACUGGACACGAUAGACACUGCAGAGAGGAGAGCAAAUAAGCUCAACUGUUUGACUCUGCUGUUCAACGACCUGAGUCUGGAGAGACAGUUCCGCCUUUCAGAGGUAAAGGGUUUACACCAGUCAAUUAGCUGCAUAGCUUUGAUCUUCGUUACUCUUUUCGCCGUGCAGAUGCUUGUCUCUAAGAAUAACUUUGAGAUGGCUGUGUCCUACGGUGUCACCUUCCCUGUGCUGGUACUGCUUCUGUCCAUCGCUUUCACUGGAUACUUGGAGAAGUGGCGUUCCAAGAUGCCAUUAGGUGUUCAGUGGAUAUCAGGGCUGUCCCGUGGUGUCUCCACCAGGGCGGCGCUGCGACUGUUUGUGGUCACUCUCUGUGUGCUCAUCACGCUGCUUAUGGCCAUCCUCAACUUUUUCUUCCUCCCAGGAAACAACUGCAACAAGUCGAUUACCGACAGGACAGAGCUGGAGGGUCUCAAACUCUACACUGUGCCUUACUACCUGUACUGCUGCCUGCUGGCCAUGCUGGGAGUGAUUGUCUUCGUUAGGACAUGCUUUUCUGUGAAGGCACUGCUGCUCACCCUGGCUGUGGUGGUUUACCUGGCCCUCUUCCUCUAUGUUUACGCUCCGAGGUCCGACUGCCUCGUCAAGCUGAUUUACAACGACACCAAGCCAGGAGUGCUGAAGGACCCUCAGAUCAUGUCUGGGGUUUGGCUGGUCAUCUUUUACAUCGUAUGCCUCAUACUGGCCAGACAGGACGAGCUGGGUUGCCGUGUAGACUUCCUGUUGGAGUGUUGUUUCCAGACGGAGAGAGAGGAGAUGGAGACCAUGGAGAACGUCAACAAGCUCCUCCUUCAGAACGUGCUGCCGCUCCAUGUCGCCUCCUUCUUCAUGGGCAAAACUAUUCGCAACCAGGACCUGUACAGUCAGUCAUAUGACUGUGUGUGUGUGAUGUUCGCCUCUGUGCCUCAGUUCAAAGAGUUUUACAGCGAGAGCAGCGCCAACAGGGACGGUCUGGAGUGUUUGCGCUUCCUUAACGAGAUCAUAUCAGACUUUGAUGAGCUUCUCUCUAAACCCAAAUUCUGUUCAGUGGAGAAGAUUAAGACUAUCGGCAGUACAUACAUGGCUGCUGCGGGGCUGACACACUCGGCUCUAGGGGACGAAAGAAAGAAAGUUGAGAUGUCCUACAGUCAUGUGCGCUCCAUGGUGGAGUUUGCCAUUGCUCUGAUGGGCAAACUGGAGCUUAUCAACACACACUCUUUUAACAGCUUCAAACUCAGGAUCGGAAUAAACCACGGCCCUGUGAUUGCAGGAGUGAUUGGAGCUCAUAAACCUCAGUAUGAUAUCUGGGGGAACUCCGUUAAUGUGGCCAGCAGGAUGGACAGCACAGGAGUGUUGGACAAGAUACAGGUGACGGAGGAGACAUCCCAGAUGGUCGAGAGCGUGGGUUACAGCGUCACUCUCAGAGGAGUAGUCAACGUCAAGGGCAAAGGGGAACUCACCACCUACUUUAUUAACACAGAUCAAUCGUCUCCUCAGUUCUGACCUCCACAGUCAAAUGCUGGACAAACUUAAACUUAUCACUCAGACCUGGGUACAAACAUUAGCUGCAAAUGCUUGUUACUGUUUGUUUUACUGAACCUGGUGUACCAGAUGGGUCGGUUUUGUGGACUGUUGCAGCUAACCUGACACUACUUGAGGCAUUCUGGUUGCCCAAAGAGGUAAACAUAGUCAGUGGCUAGGACUUGACAAUAGUACUGUAUGUAUACCCAGGCCUGUAACCAUCACGGACAUCUGCACUGACUCUAUGCUGAAAGCAAUACCUGUCAGUCAUUUACGUCUAUGAAGGAGCUUCCUUUGUCUUUUGGAUGAGACACUGAAUAAAAUCCUGACUGGUUAAAUGAAGAUUACAACUGACAGCUGAAAGCAGAGAGCUUUCUACUCAUGGACCAUUUAAUGGCAAACCAUGUUGCUUACUGUAUCUGUAUCUGGUUUAUCCUGUGAAACUACAUUAGGUGGGUCAGGUCCCCAUCACGCACUUUUCACUGUAUUAUUCUCAAAAUGUAUAAUCUGAAUUAUGCAAUUUUAUUUUUGGUACACUUAACAUGGCUGAAUCACAUGCACUGUCCGCUCAUAAAACAGUGUUCAUGUAUGAUUAAUACCGUAGGUAUCCAUCUUAGAUGUGCCAAAGAUUACUGUUGUUUUAUGAAGGAUAUUGUAGAAGUAGCUUAUGCCUCAAAUAAGCAAAAUAAUAUUUGUUUUGCCAUUUACAGGAUUUUAUUUUAGGUUAUUUAAAAAAUGUGUUCACUCCAUUGUUGUUUCACUAAGUUACAAAACAGGAUUUACAUUUUAGCUCAGAUGUUUUUCAUUUGUAAAUAUUUUGUAUCAGAGUAUGUUGGUACGGGAAAUUCUGUGUCUUUAAAUGUAGGAAAACUGAGGCAGACAAGUUGUGUACCUAAAACAGUUCUGUGAUACUGAUUGGUCUUUUCCACUGGUUCCCAACCUCCAAUGGGUGAUAAGAUAAAUCUGAGGGGUCACAAAGUGAUUCUAAUCUAUGCUUAUAUUGUGAAAUCCUGUUUAGUUUUACUUAUUAAGCCCAAUGAAAACAACCUGGGAAGGCAAACUAACUCAUAGGUCAAAGUUCUCACACCCCAUAAACAUGUACAAGUGGACAUUGCUGUAUUUAAGGUGUCACAAUCCAAAAAGCUAAGGGUCUUAUUAUUCAUUGCUGGAGCCGGAGAGAUUUACUGCAGCCAUGUAGAUUUAAAAUGGUUGUUUCCCUAUCCACUACUGCCCAAAGCUGACACUUGAUGCUGUAACACAUCUGCACCCAGGCAUAAUGAUGUGUUGUGCCAUGAAAAGUCAGUUAAUGCACAUUUGACAUUGCACUUUCUAGUGUGUUGUAUUUUUUAAAGGGAGUUCUGAAUUACAAUCCAAUGUUGAUUGCACACAUAAUAUUUAUCCUUUUCUUUUAAGUAUAUAUUUCUGUGAGAGAUGAUGUGAAGUGUGAAUGAAAAAACAGAGCUUGAGUAUGUUCAGUGUAGGGAAAUAUUUUUUUAUUAUAUUUAUAAAGUAAUAAAAAAAAAAUACAACCAC